AUGAAGAGGCAGGACUUGAAUAAUUCUCUUCUUAUGCGCGAAAAGUGGUGGUUUGUGAGCCCCGGCUUGCGAUGCCUCCACGCGGCGGUGGCAUUUGGGGCCAUGAACCGUGCAGCGGCGGCGCCGGCGCCGGCUCUUCUGACCUUUUCGCCGUUACAGGGCGGCGGCGUGGAGCGGCGCCACGCCGCUCCGUGGUGGCCACGAAAUAAGGCUAUUGCAGACUAUCUCAGCAGCAAUGGUUAUAUGGGAGCCUUGGAAGCCUUUAAGAAAGAGGCUGAUAUGCCAGGAGAAGUUGAGCGCAAAUAUGGUGGACUUCUGGAGAAGAAAUGGACAUCUGUUAUUCGACUUCAAAAGAAGGUGAUGGAACUAGAAUCGAAAUUAUCCGAAGCCGAGAAGGAAUACAUUGAAGGUGCUCCUACAAGAGGAAAGAGGUCGCCAACUGAAUGGAUUCCCCGACCACCAGAGAAACACUGUCUUACAGGCCAUCGAAGCCCUGUUACUAGGUUUCAUGCAGUGCAGAUAUGACAAUCAAGCUGUGGGACUUCCAGAAUUAUGAUUGUAUAAAAACCAUGCAUGGACAUGAUCAUAAUGUAUCAAGUGUAACAUUCAUGCCUGGUGGUGAUUUUGUCAUUUCUUCGUCAAGAGACAAAACUAUUAAAAUGUGGGAGGUUGCCACUGGGUACUGUGUUAAAACUUUCACAGGUCACAGGGAAUGGGUGCGAAUGGUUAGAGUUUAUCAGGAUGGCUCGUUAAUUGCAUCCUGUUCAAAUGACCAGACUGUACGUGUUUGGGCUGUUGCAAGUAAAGAGUGCAAAGUAGAAUUACGUGAUCAUGAUCAUGUUGUGGAGUGCAUUGCCUGGGCUCCUGAAAAUGCAAGUUCAGCAAUAAAUGAGGCAGCUGGUGCUGACAACAAGAAAGGAGCUCACGUUGGACCAUUCCUUGCUUCCGGGUCCCGAGAUAAAACUAUCAAGGUUUGGGAUGUUGGUACCGGCAUGUGCCUAUUUACACUAGUUGGGCAUGAUAAUUGGGUUCGUGGGGUAGUGUUCCAUCCUGGUGGUAAGUAUAUAGUGAGUGCCAGUGAUGACAAAACACUAAGAGUCUGGGACACCCGUAACAAGCGCUGUAUGAAGAUCCUCGAAGCACAUCAACAUUUUUGUACUUCUGUUGAUUUCCACAAGACACACCCGUAUGUAAUAUCUGGCAGUGUAGAUCAGACUGUGAAGGUGUGGGAGUGUCGCUAACUACUCUCACCUGACCAGCUCAUUUACACAUGUGGUUGGUGAACGUGAAGCCUAGCAUCGCAUGAAUUAAGAUGUAAUAACUAUAUACAGUGUUACUAUAACCUUCUAAUUUAUAUACAGAACCUUAAUUUGCUUGUGGUUUGAAAGAAUUUUCCCCUCCCAUUCCUCUUGCCUGAAACACAGUUAACCAGUGAAGAGGAUAAUUCACAUCCUGGCUGGAAUAUUCUGUAUUUAAAUAGAUGGCAAUUUGUGAGGAAUGAAGGGCACUAGGCAGUUGAAGGUCAGACUUGGUUUUAGUAACCUUGUGUACAGUUGAGGUGUCUCACUUUACAUUGAUACAAGGUAUUUUUGUUAGGCGACAAUAGAAAAUAUUACUUGAUUAGUAAUUUAUUGCAAAGUCAAACUUCAGGAAACAGAUGCACAAAGGUAUCAUUCUUUCUAAGUUAUUGCUUAAAGCUCUAGAAAAUGAAUUUGAGACCCAGCAAGUGAUUACUGUCGGAAACUAAAAGUAAUCAUGUAAUCAAAUUGGAUGCAUGUAUAAAACAUUUGAUUGUAGUUUGUACAUCCUCGUACAUGUAUUCCUUAUUCAGGUGCUACACAGAAGGUGAAAUGUGUCUGUUUCAACUGGUAUUAAAAAUAAGCUGCUAUGAAUUCAUUGUGAAUGUGUUUUGAUAUGAACAAAUUUAAUUUUUUGUGUACAGUUUGCCAAUAUGAGAGAGCUGCUGUUUUAUUGACAUAAAAUAAAUUUAACAGAUCUAAAAUGUAAUAUUUGUGACUGAAAACUUCUUAAAUGGAUACUGAAAGAAGAUAUAUUGCUAAAUUGUGGUUUGUCUAAAAACGUACUUCCUAACUUGUUUUCUAAAAUUUACAGUAGUAGAGAACUCUCAUGCUCGUGCUUUUGCUUUGCUGUGUGGGUACAGGACUGCUCUACUUGCUGGAUCUCUUUCAUGCCCUAUGCUGGGUUCAUUGUUUCCUAUGUGACAGUGUGGAUCCUGAAAGUGAUUCAUGAAUGAUCUGCAGUGCAGAUUGUUAGUUUGUACAUAACCAACUUUAAUUUUUGUGGUAAACUUUAUUUCAUAUUUUUUAGUUGUUUACUUUGUGAUAUAACCUAACAGGAUGUGUUGUAGCAUUAUAUAUUAGUUUUAAGGCAAGUAUUUAUUUGUAUUAAGCUUUCCAUAGUGGUCUUGUAGAGGCUUUUAAUGGAAGCAGGAAAUGAGCUGAAUCUUAAAUUUUAAAACAAGCAAUCUUCUACUGCCUUUACAUCCACAAGAUCUUCCGUUGUAUAUAAAUAUAUUAAAAAUAUGUUUUGUUGGCCUGCAUCUUUUCCACACAAAAAAACAAUUGUUAUUUCUUGUUUCACUUCCGAAAAAUGCUUUAUUUGAAUUCUGUACUUUGUUGUAUUUACAAUUACAUGUAGAAAUACAUUUUCCUUGAACUUUUACUGUCCCUAUUACACAUAGGAUUUGGGUUAAUGAUCCCUUGCAAAUGCUACUUUCAUGAGAAAUUCAUAGGAGCUUCACAAUUUGCUAUUACACAUGCCAUAUUACAUGUACAGUAUGUGUGUUUAAGGUAAUUUUAAUUGCUUACUAUACAAAUCCAUCCUUGUAUGACAGCUCUCUGUUCAAUAUAAACUUCUCAGUAAUGAAGAAGAGCCUUGUCUACCUUCAAUUCAUCUGAACUAACAGAGCAUUGCAUGUAACUAUUGGACAUGGUAUUUUGAAGUUUUUAACAAUUUCCUAUCUGAGUGUAAUUCAUGGAGUUUUUAGUAUUGAGAUGAGAGUUCAACAUUAUGGCAGUGUGGAGUGUAAUUUUGAUACAGUAAAGCGAAAUGACACACAUUGAUGGCUGAAUGAAUCUGUCAGUGUAGUUAGAAUGACAGUUUCAUGCAAUUCAUAUGCUCCUUACUUAUGAAAAAAAAUUUCCCCGACAUAGAAUUAUAAUUUUCAUAAAUUUUGAGAUCUCCCAUUUUUCUCCUCCUCCCCCCUGCCCUCCCCCUCCAAGUGGAUUUUCCAUAUCCGACUGAUGAGCAUUUGCUUCACAGCUGCUCAAAUGGGAUUUAGAGGAAGUGGGAAUUUGUAUAAUGAAUUAAUGCUGUAUAUAUACUUCUUCCCAUUAGUGGGUUAUAGGUGUUUAUGGCAUCACUAUUUUGAGGGUUCUGUGUAGUAUGUUUUGGUUUCAUAAGCAAUGUUUACCCUACCCUACACAGUGACCACACAACUGGCAUGCCAGAAGCACCAUGGUAGAUUUUGUGUGUUAUAGGAAAUGUAUCUUAGAACUGAACAAUUAUUUGUUUGCAAUGUGAAAGUUACAGUACAGAUAGUCUCAUAAUAAAUCAUAGACAUUGCUUUGUACUAGUUCUUUAUUUGGACUAUUGCCAUGCCACAAUAUACCAAGUGCAUUUAUAGCCAGAUGAAAGUGUUUGACUACAUGACAUUUCUAGCAUUUGCUUCUAGUUACUAUCAGCAGAAUGGUAUUCAUUAAUCCACAAGAAAACUUGUCCCAACUUGCCCUGGAAUUUACAGCAAUUUGGGGUGCACUAUAUUAACUGUCUCAAUGUGCCAAUAAAUGCUGAAAAGUUUUAAAAAAUUGCUGUACAGUAAUUUGCUUAAUAAAUUUGCAAAUGUCUACAGUAUGUUCCUUUGGCAUGCUAUUUCCACAAUGUAUGGAUCUAAGUUUUAUUUUGCUAUCAUUCUGAUUGAAGUACUUUCAUGAAUAAAAAGAGAAAUGCAAAUACUUACUCAAGGUAUGUAAUAAAUGCGUACGAAAAAGGAAAUUUUGUUAACAUGUAUUGGCUAUUAUGGUUAUGUACCACUCGACAGAAUAAAUGAAUUAAUGUUGGAAUGAAAAUUGAAGUCGCCAAGUGCCAAAUGUUUUUAGUUAUUUUAGAAUAUAUUGGAAUAACUUGCACAAACUCUAGAACUAGAAUUUACAAUUGAGAUGCAAAACAUCUAGUAUGAAAAUGUGUUUAAAAACACUGCUGAUAGCAUUUGUAAGUCUGAAAGGUAUUAUUAGAAAUCAUUGAAAAAAAAUUCUUUGGUUGUAAGACAAGUUUCAAUUAGCUUUGAUAUUUGAUUUCUUAAUUUGUAUAGGCAUUAAAAAGGUUCAUUAGGGAAAGAAAGUUACAGAACCACAAAACUUUUGAAAUGACCAUUAGUGAACACACAAGUUUACAGGAUAUAUUAUAUAGUUUUGUUGUUUUUGUUUUUGUUUUUAGCAUUAAGAAUGCAACAAGACAAUAACUGCAACAAUUAUAAAUCCUAUUGUGAAUGAAGC
This is a messenger RNA of Gryllus bimaculatus (two-spotted cricket), 4514 nucleotides long. Lineage: Eukaryota; Metazoa; Arthropoda; Insecta; Orthoptera; Gryllidae. The record is from the annotation of a GenBank genome assembly.